GCAUCAUCACUGAAGCCAUCACUGGAACUUGGCGCUGACUUCCGGGCAAACACCAACACAAGUCAAUUACAUUGAGACCCCCAAACAUGCCCCGAGUACCAACAACGCGCGAAGUUAUUCCCGGCGCCGGGGUCAACAUUGUCCUCAAAGUCGAUCAACCCACCGGCCGUACCGUAUCCGGCACAAUCCAGGAUGUGCUCACCAAAGGAAACCAUCCCCGCGGCAUCAAAGUCCGCCUCACGGAUGGAAGAGUAGGCCGAGUGCAGUCCAUGAACAGCAGCCCCGACAGUGGAAGCGCCGACAUGGAAUCCUUCAAUGCCACCUUUGACUCUCCAUCACGUCAACCCCAUCACCGUGGCAGUUCACGUCCAGACCGCGGCGGACAUCUCCAAAAUCCUCCGACGCAGCAGUUUGGCCUGGAUGCGUAUAUCAAGCCGGCCAAGACGAAGAAGGGAAGAGGAUCUACCGUAUCCGAUCCUCUACCGUCUACUGUUGAACCGGAAGAGGAAUCGGUAUGCCCGGUGUGUGCCGAUUUCCGGGGUGAUGCCACGGCUGUUGCUCAUCAUGUUGCUGCCCACUUUGGUGAAUGAGGGGCAUUAUCAAGUUCGAUUUCCAUCUAGAGGUAC
Neurospora tetraspora is the source of this 626-nucleotide messenger RNA. RefSeq lists its product as uncharacterized. Lineage: Eukaryota; Fungi; Ascomycota; Sordariomycetes; Sordariales; Sordariaceae. The record is from RefSeq and is a predicted model, not a curated record. The coding region runs from base 87 to 590 and encodes 167 amino acids. The transcript has a single exon.